This is a messenger RNA of Cantharellus anzutake, 1586 nucleotides long. Its product is annotated as Phosphoadenosine phosphosulfate reductase family-domain-containing protein. The record is from RefSeq and is a predicted model, not a curated record. Lineage: Eukaryota; Fungi; Basidiomycota; Agaricomycetes; Cantharellales; Hydnaceae. The transcript is spliced from 2 exons. Gene Ontology annotation, molecular function: phosphoadenylyl-sulfate reductase (thioredoxin) activity. Gene Ontology annotation, cellular component: cytoplasm. The coding region runs from base 271 to 1311 and encodes 346 amino acids.
CGCCAUUCUUGCGAUCCAUGUCGUUAGUGAGAUUAUUUGAAUACACGGCCUCACAAACAAAUCAACACCAUGCAAAGGGGACCAUAAUAUUAUUCCCUAUCAACCCCGGUCAUAUCUCCUCAUCCACUCCAACAACCGGCUUACUUUACUUCCCGCCACUUCAUCUUCUUUUUAUAACCCCGUUCCCUUACGCUAGAAAAAAAAGCCACGCCAUCUCCUUCGUUCUCAUCACACCCUCUAGUUCCCAUCAAAAACAAAACAAAAAACACAAUGGUCGCGUACUCUUCUUCUGCCUUUACCUCCGAAUCAUCCUCUCCGGCCACAGAGAUCGUCCAACUUCCCCCCGUAUACACCCCCGACGAGCUAGAGGAAAUAAAUUCUCACUUGGAAACGCUCAGCCCUCAAGAAAUCCUCCAAUGGGGUGUGCACAACCUUCCAGGGUUAUACCAAUCAACGGCCUUUGGCCUAACAGGUCUCGCCGGAACAGACAUGCUCUCAAAACUAACCCCUUCUCCCCCACCCCUCAUCUUCUUCGAUACCCUCUACCACUUCACCGAAACCCUCGACCUCAGAGAUAAAGUUCACCUAAGAUACCCACAAACCCCUCUCUACACCUACCAACCAUUCGACUGUUCCUCCCCUUCCGAAUUCGAAUCCCUUUACGGUACACACCUUUGGGAAACCAACGAAUCCUUGUACGAUUACCUCGUCAAAGUCGAACCUGCUCAACGAGCUUAUAGAGAAUUAGGCGUCAGAGCGAUCAUCACCGGCAGAAGAGCGAGUCAAGGUGGAGCGAGAAGUGGAUUGGCUAUACUCGAGAUCGACUCGACCGGUUUGCUCAAAUUGAAUCCGUUUAAAAAGUGGAGUUUUAAAGAGGUCAAGGCUUAUUUGGAUGAGAACGACGUUCCGAGGAACGAGUUGCUCAAACAAGGGUAUAAAUCUGUUGGUGAUUGGCAUUCGACGCAGAAGAGCGUUCCCGUCGCUUCGGCUGGAGGGGAUGGGAGUGUUACUGCUUCUGCUUCUCCUGCUUCUCCUGUUGCUGCUGGUGCUGGUGCUGGUGCUGGUGCAGAGGAUGAUGGAGAGAGAAGUGGGAGGUGGAGAGGGAGGGAGAAGACCGAGUGUGGAUUACAUGAAGAUUAUUUCAGAAUGAGGAAGAUGGCUCUUCUCGCUGCGGGUGGGUUGGAUAAAGAGAGGAGGGAAAGUGAGAUGAGGAUUGCGGAUGAUGAUCGGGGGAACGAAUUGGCUUUGGAGAGCGUCGUUCGAUCUCCGUUGGGUAUUAUUGUUAGUGUUGAGGCUGAGGUUCGAGCGUGAUGAUGAGGGGAAAUGCCAUUAAUUGCUGCCUCGUUUUUCUUUUUUCGCUUCUCUUUUUUCAAAACUAUCUUAUUGGUUUAGAACAACCGCUUCUUCCCUUUUUUUUUGUUUUUUCUAAUAGUACUUGUUCAUCAUGGUCGAAGACUAGCUUGAGAGACCAUCUUCCCUAUCAGUUAUAUACACAACCCUCCGUGGGGGGACUUCAGACGAACAUUCUUCUAAGAAAUUAGAAGAAGAAAUACAAUAAAAUGAAAAUAGUACAACUGUUGAAGUCG